CUCCUGGAUGCCACCAUGAGGCUGGUGUCCCUGCUGCUGUUCCUCAUCUUCACUCUGCUGCCUUUCACUGCUGGCCACAUCCUACCAGGACUAUUGGAGGGGAUAAGCAGGGAGCAGAAAGUGUGGGUCAGAGAGGGGAGUUCAGCCGUGCUGCCCUGCCACUUGGGCCCCAGAAAGACAAGGGAGAGCUCAAAGCAGCUGCCUGACAAGAUAUCCGUGCUGUGGAAGAGGCAUGGGGGAAGCGUGCACCAGGAGCCACACGUGGUGCUGGAGGUGGGCUACUCGGGCCUGCAGAAGACAGCCCAGCUCAUGAAGCCCCGGGUGUCGCUCCAGGACUCCGCCCUGCGCAAUGGCAACUUCUCCCUGCGCAUCGUGCCCGUGCGCGGCGAGGACGCGGGGCUCUACGAGGCACAGGUGAAACACGGGACAGAGGUGCACAGCUGCCUCGUGGAGCUGGGGGUGAUCACAGUGACCCUCAGUCCUCCCACUCCUGUGAUAGAAAGUGAGAUGCUCUCGAUGAGCUGCAACUCCAGCCACCGGGCCAGCCUUGUGGAGACGUGCUGGUUCCACAAGGAGCACCUGGGCCCCACCUCCAGGACCUUCUGCUCCUUGUCCGGGACUCUCUCCAUCCUCCAUCCAGCCAUGAGCGACGCGGGCUCCUGGCGCUGCCAGCUUCGCUACUCUGAUAAGGAGAUCAUUUCUGCCACCUUCAACCUGCAAAUUCUGGGUUUUGAUGGCCCAAGCAGCCCUGUGGUCUAUGCAGCAGCUGGCUCUGCAGCCGAUCUACCCUGCAGUCUGAGCUACCUUCCCAGAGCCCUUGGGAUGAGGGUGGUGGCAGCCCACUGGAGCCAUCUUGCAGGAGGACAUUUGGAAGACAGGGGCAUCUCCCAGAACCUGAGCAGCAGGAGCUUCCCCCUGCACGUCCCCGUGGUGGGGCCGGGCGAUGCAGGGCAGUACCGCUGCGCUGUCUCGGUGGGACACAGGACAAUCAGCAGGGACGUGACCUUGGCCGUGCUUACAGUGACUCCGAGCAUCCAAGGACCAGUUUCUGAGGGGACUCGUUUGCUGCUCAUCUGCAGCCUCACACACGCCCAGGGACACGAGCGUUUCCAGUGGACUCACCUUGACUCAGCCCCCACUAAGAGCAAGCUGGCUCUGGCUACUCCCCAUAGCUUGGAGAGCCACAGCUCCCGGGUGGGACCUACCUUGGAAAUACCCCAAGUGUCACAAAAGGACACGGGCAACUGGGAAUGCAGCGUGCAUGGCCCAGAAGGCAGACUGGGAGCAGUGGAGUAUGACCUGCAGAUCACAGGUGCCCAGGUCUCCAGCGCUCCCUCCAUCUUUAGUGGGCAGAUUACCUUUGGGCUCACACUCACCCUCUUCUUCCUGCUUGCCGUUUGUGUCGUGGCUCUGGCCCUACAAAAAAGGGCACAGGCUCCUGCCUUCCCAGCCCUGGAGGGGAUGUUUGCAGCCAGUGUGCCCUGGAAGCCCAUGGAGGAGAAGCAGAAAGGGAAGAAGCAGCAAACGGAGUGCUGAUGGAAGCAGGGCAUGCGUGGCAGGGUGAAACUCUG
Molecule: messenger RNA, 1571 nt
Organism: Melospiza melodia melodia
Lineage: Eukaryota; Metazoa; Chordata; Aves; Passeriformes; Passerellidae
Gene: LAG3
Product: lymphocyte activating 3
Exons: 8
Coding region: 16-1536 (506 amino acids)
Source: RefSeq, a predicted model, not a curated record